Messenger RNA from Exophiala xenobiotica, 3242 nucleotides. RefSeq lists its product as uncharacterized. The transcript has a single exon. Bases 78 to 2762 code for a protein of 894 amino acids. The record is from RefSeq and is a predicted model, not a curated record. Lineage: Eukaryota; Fungi; Ascomycota; Eurotiomycetes; Chaetothyriales; Herpotrichiellaceae. Gene Ontology annotation, biological process: ribosome-associated ubiquitin-dependent protein catabolic process; rescue of stalled cytosolic ribosome. Gene Ontology annotation, cellular component: RQC complex.
ACCACGUUUUAGUCGUCUGGUCCUCGUCUUAAUCCUCCUCUUGUUGGCACCAGACAGCGUUUUCCAGACUGAUCACGAUGUCUACGAGAGCCUUGCGGAAACUCCAGCGGGAGCAGGAGUUGCAGAGACAAGUUGAGGCAGCCAAACAGGCCUACGCAGAAGCCGAAGAGUCAGAAGAGGACGACGGAAGCCCACCUACUACGUCGCGACCCAUGAACGCAUUUGACAUGCUGGAAGGUGUCGAAGAUGAGGAGGAAGAGUCAGAACCAGAAGCGGCCACGUCCAUAUCACAACCACCAGCACCUUCAGAAAGUCGAUUCACUCCUGCGCCCUCCUCAAAACCUAGGAAGAAAAAGAAAAAGGGUAAAGGGAAGACCAAGGGCAAGAGCAAAGUCCCAGAGUCCGCGACACAGCAGGAUGACUCAGGGGACGAAGUCGAUCGAGCUCUAAGAGAAUUGGCACGGAAGAAUCGUGGAGCCAACGCCGCUCCUGAUGACGAACCACCAAGUUGGGAAGCGCAAGCAACAAAGUUACUGGCGAUAGACGAGAAGAAUCUCAACCCAGUGAACGAGAUGAAGAGCCUGUUUGGUAGCAUCGCUUUGGAAACGCAAGAGUCUCGAGGCAACCCACGCCAACAACGGCGGCGUGACCAGAAUCUCCAAGGAGGAGUCGAUCUGGCCACUGCCCUUACUGGGCGAUAUUGUGUGGGAAGUAGAGGCAAGGAGUUAGGAACACUCGCUCAUCGGCGGAACAUCUUUGUGCAAGGCAAAGAGGAAUGGCCACUCGCGACCAGUGGCGGUCUUAGCAUGCAACAUGUUCCUGACGCGGAGUCGAACCCGAAGAAAAAAUCUUUCGAGAAGAAGUACAACAUCAUGCACAACAAGCAGUACCAAGAGACCCAGCUACACUUUCGGUUGGCAGUUGAGUCUAUGGAUCCACAACGAAUGAUUGGGGUCCUGUCCAUGUACCCUUACCACAUCGCCACUCUUCUCCAGGUAUCAGAAAUUGCGAAGCAUCAAGGUGAUCAUGCAGUCUCUGGGGACUUGAUCGAGCGAGCAUUGUUUUCAUUUGGCAAGUCAGUCCACAGCUCUUUCCCAGCUUCGCUUAGAACUGGUACCGCCCGAAUAUCUUUCGACAAGCCUGCAAAUCGAGAACUCUACCUGGCUAUUUGGCGGUACAUCAAGAACCUCGAAAUGAGAGGAACCUGGCGAUCAGCAUUUGAAUGGGCCAAACUUCUGCUCCAGCUCAAUCCCAUCACCGAUCCAUACGGGGUCACUUUGAUGAUCGACCAGUUCGCUCUCAGAGGCCGUCAACAUGCACAACUGAUAGAAAUCUGCUCCGACGGCGCCUACGGCCAAGCAUGGGAUUUUCUCGCCAACAUCCAGAUAUCUCUGUCAUUGGCCUAUCUCAGAGCCGGCAAACCACGGGACGCUAGAAGGCAGUUGGCGGUCGCUAUGCACAAAUACCCCUACAUCCUCUCCGCCUUAGCCUCUGCACUCGAUAUCUCCCCUCUACCGAAAACCCUCUGGGCAAAACUACCUUCAAACGAUGCCGAGAAACUCCAUACCGAGUUGUACGUGACACGCGCCAAAGAUCUAUGGAAUACACCCGAGACAAUCAGUCUACUCGCAGAAGUAGCGGAGACCCUCUCUCACUACAGCGACGCCAUCGCUGCUGCCCCACCAGCGCCGAGGCUAGAAGUCUCACUCGAGGAAGCUCGACACAUUAUGCUUCUCGAAAUCCCUUCCCUUAUCGCCCUCCUUCCCCGCUCCUUCACCAGCAGACCAACCUCAUCUUACGAUGUUCUUCCCCCACCAACCUCAGAAGCCGACGGCUUCGUCUUCCGUUCCCCAGCCGGCGCAGAACGCGGUAACGGCACCAUGCAGACCAUUUUCAAUGCCGCGGGCGCCACGGCCGGUGCUACAGGCAGCCUACUGACCAGAAUCAUGAAUUGGUUCCAAACACCCGCCGGCCCCAACGAUCCCAACGGCGAAUCCGAAGGCCAAGCCGCCUUGCGCAACCUCCAGGAGCAGCUAGGUGGCGACAUACCGCCAGAAAUGAUUGAGCAGUUGCUGCAAAUUCACCUGGAGGACGGAGACGAAACCGUCGGUGCCAUCACUCCAGCCGGCCUCGGCAUGGCCGGCGGGUGGGAUUAUUACGAGGAGGUGGAGCAGAACAAUUCCGAAGUGGAUGAGGAUGAAGACAGCAUGCCGGAUCUCGAGUCCAUUCCGGGUGAUCACGAGCCUGGGCCAGAUGCGCCGAGUCAGAUUGCGCCCGGGCCGGCUCGCAACCCUCACGCCGCCAUGGUCGAAGAAGGCGACGACGAAGACGAUAUUCAGCCUGGCUCGUCGCAUGACGGAGCUGGGGCCGCGGUGCUACGGCACGUCGAUUCAAAUUCAGAGGAUGAAGGCGGUUUACUCCGUUCUGCUCCUCACACAGCUCCUGUGCUCCCUAGACCUGAACCAGUUCCUGCAUCUACGACACGUGCUACAACAUCUUCAAGCGAGAAUACUUCACACACACAAACGUCCACGAAUCCAGCAGAGGACUUGGCUCUCUCCGACCCACAGCGUCUGCAGCGCUGGCUCUUGACCUCCGGCCUGGCGGAUCUCGAAUCCAAGCCGGAGACAUUGGGUCUGUACGUGUCACGGCUGAGGAUGUUACCUCGCAAGGCGCAGCAGGACUGGGUGAUUAGUAUGGUGAGGCAGCGCGCGGGAGCGGAUGUUGAAGGGAGAGUCAAGGCCGCUUUGCAGAGUUCGUGACCUAGUCAAGUUCGAAUUAAGACGACCAGGUCCAUCUACCCCAUGCUUUGAUCCAAAAAACGACUGAAGCGGCCACAACAUGCUAAAACUAUUGUCGAGCGUUCGAUACCCACGGGGGAUGAAUAACGUGUCAUGGAGCAAGAGGCCACUGCCAACUGCAAAGACAGUCGCGAAGACGAAGCACUGGAAAACGCUACAUAAUGCGACCUGUGAUGAGACGGAGAAGAGGUUUUCGCUGAUGAGGAAGCUUCAGGACCGAGGCCGUCCGCCAGUCGCUGUUGUUGCACCAAAGAGCCCAUAGUCAAGUAGACAGAUGGUAAUGUCUCAGCGCGAGUCUGAAGCCGCCGACAGCUCAAUGGUGAAGCGAAAUUACUACCACUCACGAACAAUCUUGCCCGUCCAUGUUCGCGAAGCGUGCCUCAUUCGCAGUAUAUUUAAGAGCUACAGCUGGCACAAUCCGCCCGUUGUAUUGGUACAAGC